Nothobranchius furzeri (turquoise killifish) is the source of this 960-nucleotide messenger RNA. It is a transcript of the gene pxmp2, whose product is annotated as peroxisomal membrane protein 2. The record is from RefSeq and is a predicted model, not a curated record. Gene Ontology annotation, cellular component: membrane; cytoplasm. NCBI's taxonomy places the organism in Eukaryota, Metazoa, Chordata, Actinopteri, Cyprinodontiformes, Nothobranchiidae.
UGUGACGCACGUACGUCAAGCGGAAGUGUCGCGACUCUCCCCCGAUGCUCUCCCCCCUGGUUGUUGGUAAUGAAGGUGCAGUUGGAGAAACAACAAUGCCAGUGUCUAGUCUACCAGUUCGAGAUGUAUCCUUUCAGUUCUCUUUGCUCCAGCAGUAUUUGAUUCUUCUUAAAAAGUAUCCGAUACUCACUAAAUCUUUCACCAGUGGCAUCCUCUCAGCUUUAGGGAACCUGCUGUCCCAGUAUGUGGAGGCACGAAAAAAGGCCAAACGUGGAGCUCAGGUCAACGACAUCGAUGUGGCUGGAGCUGUACGAUAUGCCAUUUAUGGAUUAAUUAUCACAGGACCAAUAAGCCACGUCUUCUAUCAGCUGAUGGAGGUGUGGAUGCCCACCACAGACCGGUUUUGCAUCAUCAAACGACUGCUGCUGGAUCGGCUCAUUUUUGCCCCUGGCUUCCUGCUCCUUUUCUACUUUGUUAUGAACAUCCUGGAGGCCAAAGGUUGGGAUGAUUUUGAACAGAAGCUGAAAAGAAGUUACUGGUCUGCUCUGAAGAUGAACUGGAAAGUCUGGACCCCUUUCCAGUUCAUAAAUGUCAACUUUGUGCCUGUUCAGUUUCGAGUGCUGUUUGCCAACAUGAUAGCCCUGUUCUGGUAUGCCUACCUUGCAUCUGUGAGGAAAUGAGGCCAUGAGAAGUUUCCUGUUGGGGUUUUGACCAACUACUGAGGGAAUAUACCCAGCUUCCUAAAUGAAUUUUACACACAGUAACUCUUCAGAUUAACUUCUUACAACAGGUUUAAUCCACGUUGAUGUGGGACUGUAUGUAGAGACUAAAACAAACUUUUUACAAAACUGGAUUUACAUGAGAAUGGCCUGGUGACCUGUCCAGGGUCCAUGGUGAGUGAAACUGAGAAAGGCUCUGAUGAAACUUAAAAUCUAACAAGAACUGAAUGAUAUAAUUUGA